Messenger RNA from Racocetra fulgida, 775 nucleotides. NCBI's taxonomy places the organism in Eukaryota, Fungi, Glomeromycota, Glomeromycetes, Diversisporales, Gigasporaceae. The record is from the annotation of a GenBank genome assembly.
AUGCAUUCCUCUUACGUAGAACCAUAUUAUCGUCCAAUGGAUGAGUCACUGAAAUUUGAAAUAUCCAGUAAUAAUUGUUCACCAAUUUUAUUAGAUAAUGAAACUGGUAAUGUGAUUUCUUCCAUUGAUACGACAUCGGGGGGGUUGACCCAAGAUUCACCUCAUCAGUCCUUUUUCAUAAAACCACCUUUUCCUCCAACAAUAAACAUCGAUGACUUGGUUACCUCUAAGCCUAACGGUGAUAAGCCUUCAAAAUCAAGUAAUGCUUUUAUUAUUUAUCGUAAAGUUUAUGUUAAGGAACUUCACUCACGGGGAGUAAAUUUACAAAUGACACAAAUUUCACCGAUGGUUUCUGAGUCAUGGAAACAAGAACCUGAAAUUGUAAAGCAAGAAUAUAAAAAACUAGCAGAAGCUGCCAAGAAAAGAUAUAAAGAGAUUUGGCCUUCAAAGCCGAGGCGUCGACAUCAAAGAAGACAACAACCACAAUUACCGACAAAUCCUUCAAUACGUACUAUUGAUACUAUUGAUACUAUUGAUACUUCAAAUUCAAUUCAAACGUAUUUAACAAAUGAAUCUUUGUCUUCUACUCCAGCUAUAGAGUUAGGAGAGUCUUGGGGAUUAUUAACUCCUUAUUUGACCAUACAAAAUUCUUCAUAUGAUUCUUCAACAAUAUUAGAUCAGUUAUAUUAUGAUUCAAAUACUAUUUCUUCUAGUCCGACAACCGUUAAUUCACAAAAUAAUAGUAUUUUGACACCACCAGCAGAAGAAAACACUA